Molecule: messenger RNA, 2040 nt
Organism: Penicillium longicatenatum
Lineage: Eukaryota; Fungi; Ascomycota; Eurotiomycetes; Eurotiales; Aspergillaceae
Product: transcription factor domain-containing protein
Exons: 7
Coding region: 1-2040 (679 amino acids)
Biological process (GO): DNA-templated transcription; regulation of DNA-templated transcription
Molecular function (GO): zinc ion binding; DNA-binding transcription factor activity, RNA polymerase II-specific; DNA binding
Source: RefSeq, a predicted model, not a curated record
AUGGCUCCGGAGAAGCCCCGCCGCCAUGUGCUUCGCUCUGAGGCUCUGAGACUCACGGAAAUGGUUCAUGGCAGGAAAAUGUCACGGCCGGAUCCAUCGUCCAGACGGUCGAUGGUGGCGUGCAAUCGCUGUCGUAACCGCAAAACUAAAUGUGCUGGACAUCCACCUGAGCCGUGCGCAGCAUGCGUAGAUGUAGGUGAGCCUUGUGUUUACUCGGAGGCUGAGAAACGUGUAUCAAUUACAGAAAGCUACUACCGACAUCUACAGGCGCAAGCCCGAAUUUCCCGUGAUUUAAACAGACAGUCAGCCCCGAGCAUGCCACAAAGUGUCCCAGAAAGCGAUCAAACUUUGGAACGGGAUGACUGGUGGUAUAAAGGAACAGAUCUCUUCCUGGAAAAGUCAGGUGAACAUCACUUUGUGGGCGCAUCUUCGAGCACGCAUUUGGCAAAGCGUCUUCUCAACCCAACCUCAACGAAUUUGUGGGAUACGCAUCCACUAUACGAGCCCUCGUCCCUCCGGCGACCAAUCGAAAGUGCGUUGCCACCGUUGCCCCCGUUUGAAUUUGCCAAACGACUCUUCUGGGUGCACUAUAGCUACAUUGGCACCAUCUUUUCACUUUUAAAGCCCUCUGAAUUCGACGAAAGGCUUGACUUUGUCUACCACAAACCGCCUGAUUUCUCCCACCGGGAAUCAUGUCUGGUAUACUGUCAAACGUUGCUUGUCAUUGCCUUCGGUUUACUCUAUUCGAUCAACCAAUGGUCCGGCGACGAUGGACCACCGGGUUUCGCCUACUUCAAAAAUGCUUUGCGAUUUCUACCAGAUAUCCACGAAGACCCAUCAAUCUUACACGUCGAAGUCCUAUGUUAUAUUGCUUAUUAUCUGCAGAAUUUAAACAGAAGAGAUGCCGCGUUUCUCUAUAUUGGUCUUGCCUUACGUAUGUCUAUUUCCCUUGGGCUUCACCAAGAAAUGCCUCACGAGGAUAUCAGCGAGGCCGAUCGCAAUCGGCGAAGGCGGGCUUGGUGGUCGGUCUACAGCCUGGACAGGUUACUGUCGGUCAAGUCCGGGAACCCGAUUACCAUUCAAGACGAGGAUAUCGAUAUUACGUGGCCGACCUUGGACGGUACCUCCGAUCCAUGGCCAUCAAUCGUGCUGACACAUUACACACAACUCUCUCGUAUCCUAGGGCGGAUUGGCGAAGAGAUAUAUCGAAAAAAGCCCCGAUCCGGCUCCAGUCUUAUAAUGUCCGUGCAAAGCAUCACCAACGAUCUCUCAAGCUGGCUCCGACAGGCGCCAGAUCGUCUCCAUAUUGACUUCACUACCUUGGAUACCCACGUCGAUCGGGAGAUAGUAUCUAUUAAUUUGCACUUUUACUCCUGUAUCAAUAUGACGGCACGUCCGCUUGUAUUCUACAUCAUUCAACGCCGGAUUGAUGCCGGAUUGCUUGGAGGCACCGAGGACUGGAAGGAAGGGCUGACGCCAAACACGAUUGCGGUGAUUGACAACUGCAUCAAAGCCGCCAGAGCCACGACGUUGAUUAUGGAUGCAGCUGCGAAACAAAAUCUGAUCGCUACAUACGGCUAUCUCGAUGGUGAAUACAUCUUCUCUGCCGCCCUUUUGCUCAUCAUGGUGAAUGCUGCAUUCCCACUCAAUGAAGGCAAUGCCCGCACAAUGGAGACUGCCCUCAGUCUACUUCGCAGUAUGGCAGAUCGAGGAAAUACAUAUUUAUCCUCUCGCCACUCCUUGCUCCUGGAGUUGCGAGCAGCUCUAGAGCCUAAACCCUCUACAAGUGUCACUAAUAAUAUCGGACUAUCUGUGAAUGACUCAGAUACACCCAGGAACUCCCUCCCGAGCCCGGAUCCACAGGAAGCCAAUGCUUCCGUCCCGGCAGAGGCCUGGCUGCAUCCACAUGACCUGCCUUCACUUCAGGACAUUUCCUUUCAGUUUGAUCUUGGCGAUGAUUCUGCGCUCUGGGAAGGUGCCAUAGACAGAAUCAAUAUUGAUAUGGAUACGAAUUGGAUCGAGAAUACCCUGAGACGAUAG